CCCCGAGAAAAAAAAGUAAACAAAAAAUUCUAUACGCAAAAUCUCUAAUUAUUAUAUUAAAUUCAAUGUGAUCGAUGUCCAAUAUAUUAAUUACUUUGUGUACAAUAAAGAUCGAAACAGUCGACGAUAUGGAAAAUGUAGACGACUCGCAAGCAACAGCAUCAUCAUUGGAAUCACCAACCGUACGAAAAGAACGUCGUGGACAAAGGAAGCCAAAGAAAAUUCAGAUUGAAACGUAUGCGAAUGUCUUGAAUGGUGAUGAGAAGACAAAAGGAGUUUUACCAAAAACCAAUAAGAAUUCACGGGAACAAACUCCACAGAAUGAAUCCUCAUCAUCAGAUAUUACAUGCAGUUCAGUUCCAGAUACACCAACAGAAGUGAAAUUUUUCUCUGGAAAUCCAUUUGUUGAACAGACGAAUGGAAUUUUACAUCUAUACAAGAAGAAUGAACGCGACAAUAUUCAAGACGGUAUUUCUCAAACAUUAUGCUUACUAGCCGUGCCGGCAACUUUAAGUUGUCACGAUAUUCUCAACUUUAUUGCACCAUGUCAUUCAGUCAUUAAUCAUGUUAGAAUCGUUCGUGACGGAUCACCAAAUCAAUAUAUGGUAAUUCUUGAUUUUCGUGCUGCUGAAGAUGCUUUUGAAUUUUAUCAAACUUUUAAUGGUGCUCCAUACAACAGCCUUGAACCAGAACAAUUAUGUCAUGCACUUUGGGUUUCAGCUAUUGCUUGGGAUAAUGAUGAUUCAACGCCACCAAAUCAUACAGAACUUCCCGUUUGUCCAGUAUGCUUGGAUCGUAUGGAUGAAAGUGUUGAUGGAAUCUUGACAAUUUUAUGUAAUCAUACUUUCCACUGUGGCUGUUUAUUGAAAUGGGGAGACAGCACUUGUCCAAUUUGUCGUUAUGUCCAAACACCUGAAAUCACUCAAAGUUCAGUUUGCAUGGAAUGUGAAGGAACUGAAGCAUUAUGGAUUUGUUUAAUUUGUGGGCACAUUGGUUGUGGUCGUUAUCAAGGUGGACAUGCUGCAAAACAUUAUCGUACUACAAAUCAUACAUAUGCUCUUCAAUUAGGCACUAAUCGUGUUUGGGAUUAUGCUGGUGAUAAUUUCGUUCAUAGACUUUUACAGAAUAAAUCAGAUGGUAAGCUAGUUGCAACGCAAUCACCCCAUAAUGAGCAUGCUGGAGAAGAGAAAAUUGAUUCAAUGCAAUUAGAAUUUACCUAUUUAUUAACAUCGCAGCUUGAUACACAGCGACAACAUUAUGAAGAUAGAUUAUCAAGGAUAGAAGCAGCAAUGGCUAAUGAUAAGCAAAGUAUUCUCAUGGAAACUGAAAAACUUAAAGAAAAUAAUGCUCAAAUAGAGCAGAAAUUGAAUAGUGUGAUUAAGGAGAAGCAGGCAAUCGAAAAGAGAAUGACAGCAAUGAGCGGACGUCUUGCUAUCGUACUUAAAGACUUGUCUGAAGAACGGCAAUUCUCUAAAACUUUACAAUUAAAUCACAAUGCAUGGCAAACAAAAUAUUCCAAUCUUGAAAAACAGUAUAAAGAAAAGGAAGCAGAAAUAGUCGAGCUUAAAGAUCAAGUGAAGGAUUUAAUGUUUUACAUGGAAGCACAAAAUACGAUCUCUAAAUCUGAAUUAAAGGAUGAAAUCGCUGAAGGGUCGAUUAUAGUCGGUGAAUCGAGUGGAAAUAAAAGUAAGAAUCGACGUAAAAAGAAGUAAAUUCACAAAUCUUUUUUGCUACAUACUUUAAGUAUCAAUAAAUAAACAUAGGGGCAAUUCCAUGAGUGAAAAAAUGCAAGUAAAAUUCUUUUUGAUCAAAAUACUCUUAAAAUAACACCUUUUUCCGUUCUUUUAAAAAUUU
Messenger RNA from Chironomus riparius, 1854 nucleotides. The record is from the annotation of a GenBank genome assembly. Lineage: Eukaryota; Metazoa; Arthropoda; Insecta; Diptera; Chironomidae.